Hemiscyllium ocellatum (epaulette shark) is the source of this 3480-nucleotide messenger RNA. RefSeq names its product coiled-coil-helix-coiled-coil-helix domain containing 1 (gene chchd1). The record is from RefSeq and is a predicted model, not a curated record. The transcript is spliced from 3 exons. Lineage: Eukaryota; Metazoa; Chordata; Chondrichthyes; Orectolobiformes; Hemiscylliidae. Gene Ontology annotation, biological process: mitochondrial translation. Gene Ontology annotation, cellular component: mitochondrion; mitochondrial ribosome; nucleoplasm. The coding region runs from base 28 to 396 and encodes 122 amino acids. Gene Ontology annotation, molecular function: RNA binding.
GUGGUGCCCCGGAGGCCAGUGGCGGUGAUGGCGCUGUCCGGGUCCGCUCUCCAGGCCAAGGUGUCCCGCCUGGUCAGCAGGCAGCACGGCAGGCCGGUGCUCAAACCCAACAAGGCCCUGGUGCUGGCCGACAGGGUGGCGAACAGGAAAAUGCGGCUGGGAGAGGCAACGUGUAUCACAGAGAUGUCCGUGAUGUUGGCUUGCUGGAAACAAAAUGAGUUCAGUGAGAGAGCCUGUGCCAAAGAGAUCCAGGCGUUCUACGCUUGCACAGCCAAGGCAGAGGCUGAGCGGAGAGCAAGGGCAAGUUUGCUGAGUGUGGGACAAACCAAUACUUUGACUCCCCAACAAGCCACAAAGUUGCUGCAGAGAUAUCCCAACAAAACACAAGUGCGAUAGCAGCCUGCGUGUGGAAUUACUAUUUGGAUUUAAAAGGCUGCUGAUUACCUCCUCUUCUUGUGGCUGAGAUGUUCAGUUCCUGGUGGAUACAAAUGCCCUGGAAAUUGCAGGACUGUAAUACUCAUCAUUGACAGUAAAACUGGAUAGAACAGAGACAUAUGUCCUUAGCUGAAAUUCACGAAUAUCUAAGACUGGGGCUCUCAGUAAUUUAGAACGAAUUGCAAUUUGUUGCAUUUUAUGAACCAUAUGUUGAAAUAUUUCAUAACCGGCAGUUGUUUUGAAUGCAGACGUGAGGAGUGCUUUUUAGUUCAUCUUUCUUAUUGUCUGUGAUUUUGGGUCGAGGUGCACUUUAUUCUGUCACUUUGACUUCUCUUCAUCACAGUCCCGUCCCUGGUCUCUGAUCUGUGAUGUGAGAAGGUACACUCGAACAGGUUUCCCCUGUUGGUUCUUCCUUUUCUGCAGUGCUGUAGCAGUAAUAACUCCAGGCUAAUGUUUUAUGAGCAUGAGUUUGAAUCCUACCAUGGCAAUAGUGAAAUUUAAAUUCAAUAAAAUAAUAUACCUGUUAUUUCAAAAAAGCGUGUUUGAGGUGGCCAUUAAUAGGUGGCCUAGCUGGUGCCUCCCAAAUGCCAUGAACAAAUCAAAAAUGCACCUCAGAGUCCCCUAUCUUAAUGGUGGUCACAUCGAUAUAAAGGAUUCCAUUGUGGGAUAUUCUAGGUCCAAUCUGUCUUGCACCUCUUUAAAUGACAAUGAUCUCUAUGUCCUUUAUGACAGUAUCAUCUAUCUCAGUUAAAAGUUACUCCUUUUUCACAAGUCAGUGGGAAUCAGUUUCUUUAUAAAGGUCAGGUAUGUGGCUUGUGUUUCAGUUGUUUGCAAAUAGUGAAAAAUGCUUUAAGAUAACAGUGAAGGUGAUAUCAAAGUAACUCUCUUUGAAGUGUUACUUGAGGUUGUCUCAGAGUUGUAUAAAAUCAUACCAGACCUUCUAAUCACAGGAGAAAACAUCUUGUGUUACUGAGCUCAAUUUAAUGAAUAAAUUCUGAUGUUUACUUACAAUAUUUGUUAAUAGACCAACAGUGAUUUUGUUACACAGUGAGGAAGUAUUUUGCCAAAGUUUUGCAAUAACUUUACACUGUAGGGCCAGUCUCUGUUCACUGAUGUAGUUGAAUCUUAAUUAAUUUUAGUCUUGAACAAUGGGGGAUUGUUUGACUAUUUGUAAAAUAUCAACAAGGGAGAUUGUUGUAUCAGCAGCUUUUUCCUUCCUGCCCCAUUAGUGCAUAAGCAAUGUAAACUCAUCAUAAUAUAAUUCUGAAUUCAAUUAGACAAUCCUGUAUGUGAAUUUGAUGUCACGGUUCCUGCACUCAAUAAGAAAUAAAGUCGUGCUGAUCUGUCUUCGGCAAACAGAUGCCAAUACGUAUACAAAAUGUGUUCAAAGUUCUCUGUUGGUGUUCGGUUGCUCAGGACACAUCAGAAAAGGUUUCCUUCUUUUGAAUUACUUUAGUUCCCCCUUAAAAAGACGAAAAAGAACAGACAGCUCAUCACCACCUUUUCCCAGUUAGGGAUGGGUAAUAAGUACUGACCUUGAUGCUCAUGACCCCUUGAAUGAAUUUUUUUAAAAUCUUUGAUUCUUUGAGUAAUGUACAUUCAAAAUGAAUAUUCAAGUUAAUUGAAAAUGUAUAUUCAAGUUAAUAGACUUUGAAGUUCUUCUAUUUAACGGUAUAACCUGAAAUUGCUGCAAAUAAUCUGCAGUGUCUGCAGAGAGAGAGAGAGAGAGAGAGGAAAAAAAAGCCAAGAUUUCAGGUUGAGAGCCGUCAUCAGAAUUUUAUGAAAUUUGUAGGCAUUUUUUUUCUCUCAAUUGGUUAACCUCUAAAAGUUACCAUUGCUAGAAAAUGGCAUAUACUUGGAAGUUUUUCACCUUGCACUCAACGUUUCACAAGAAUUACCAACUCAAAUGGAAAAGCAAAAUUACUACAUGAGAGAAGGGUGCUGAUUGGUUCAAGUGAACUUUGAUGAUGGAGGCAUUGUUGUGGAGAAUGCAUCUGUUAAUGCUGAUUGGCAGUUAAUUACCAGAUAUUAGUCAUGGAGAUGUACAGCAUGGAAACAGACCCUUCAGUCUAAAUUGUCCAUGCCGACCAGAUAUCCCAACCCAUUUGCAGCACACAGCCCAUAUCCCUCCAAAUCCUUCCUAUUCAUAUACCCAUCCAAAUGCCUUUUAAAUGUUGCAGCUCAUUCCAUACACAUAUUACUGCUGUAUGAAAAGGUUGCCCCUUAGGUCUCUUUUAUAUCUUUCCCCUCUCACUCUAAACCUAUGCCCUCCAGUUCUGGAGUCCCCCCACCCCAGGGAAAAGACAUUUGUCUAUUUAUCCUAUUCAUGCGCCUCAUAAUUUUAUAAACCUCUAUAAGGUCACCCCUCAGACUCCAACGCUGUGGGUAAAACAACUCUAGCCUAUUCAUAUCUGAGGAGUUAUUUCCCCAUAAGUCAAAUCCUCCAACAUCCUUAUAAAUCGUUUCUGAACCCUUUCAAGUUUUACAGCAUCCUUCUGAAAGAAAGGAGAACAGAAUUACACGCAAUAUUUCAAAAGUGGACUAACCAACAUCCUGUACAGCCGCAACAUGAUGUCUCAGCCCCUGUACUCAAUACUCUGACCAAUAAAGGAAAGCAUACCAAACACUACCUUUACUAUUAUCUACCUGCGACUCUAAAUUUUAAACUCAGCAGGUUGACUCCGAAAACUAGAAAUUACUGGUGAAACUCAGCAUGUCUGGCAGCAUCUGUGGAGAGAAAGCAGUUAAUGUUUCUGGAUCUGUGAUCCUCCUCCAGAAUGUGUAGCUCAGCAUCAAGUCAGUGAGUGGCUGUCAUCUAUUUUGUUGAAACUGGCGCAGUAUGUGCACAUUAUUUAUUCUGCCUGAAAGUCAAAGGAUGUAACAUCCUCUGACCUGGUGACAUCUUCAGGGGAAAAAAAAGUAUGGAUUUUGUAAGAAACUGUCUUCUUUUCUGGCUAGCUUUCGGAGCGACGCUCCUUCAUCACCUGAUGAAGGAGCAUCACUCCGAAAGCUAGUGUGCUUCCAAUUAAAUCUGUUGGAUUAUAA